Carya illinoinensis is the source of this 1905-nucleotide messenger RNA. RefSeq lists its product as uncharacterized. The record is from RefSeq and is a predicted model, not a curated record. NCBI's taxonomy places the organism in Eukaryota, Viridiplantae, Streptophyta, Magnoliopsida, Fagales, Juglandaceae. The transcript is spliced from 3 exons. The coding region runs from base 372 to 1202 and encodes 276 amino acids.
AACCUUUGUCAUAUUACAUCUACAUAAUGAGUCUGUAACUCACAUAACGUGUAUAUUUUAGAUUCCGAAUGAAUAACGACGAGCUUGGAAACCGAGCUAGAAACGGUAGGGCCCAAGGAGAAAUGACCCUCAGGGCGGGGAACUACCCGUGCAAGAAAAGAGUCGAAGUUUAAACAAAUAGGCGUCAGAAAGAUGCAGAGGGACUCUGUUUCUCAUGUUGAAAUUUCUGUUGUAAACCAUUAUUUUGGGAUACAUGAUACAUGAUGUGGAGUGGUUCGCGUUUGGUAUUUUAUACUUGGAACCUGAAGUACUUUGAGCAGUUCUAAUAAAGGGUGUUUGUUGAUCGCAUUCAAGUUUUGUCUUUGAGAACAAUGUCCCGUUGCAUGCCAUUCCCUCCACCGGGGUACCUGUGGAACGGUGUGGAGGGCGAGGCGCUUACAGAACUAAUUAAGCUCAACAGAGAAAGGGUAGAGGCGGAGAAGGAAAGGAAGGAGGAGAAGAGGAGGAGGGAGAAAGAGAGGAAGAAAAGAAGGGAAGAUGAUGAGAUUAUAGAAGAAAUGCAGAGUCGGAAAAGUAGGCACAAGGAUGGCAGGAACAAGAGAAGUCGGGAGAAAAGUGACAAUCAAAGGAAAAGGAAGCAUGAGAACAGCAGUCAUACGGAAGAGCUCAAGCAGCCCAUGAUUUCUUACAGGUCAUAUGACUCGUCUGACAAUAGCCAAAACAGAGUGAGGGAAAAGAACAGAUGGUCUGCCAAUGGCUACCCUAACCAUGGAUUCAUCGUUCAUUUCGACUUUCAAUGGCAAAAGCAUAAGGAUCGAGCAGCACAAUCCAUCAAACCAUUUUGUGCUGAUCCUACGUGGAUGGAUAUACUUGUACAAGAGGAGUUCGAAAUGGAUUUUAGAACCAGAAAAGAUCAACUUUGUUCUACUUCUCGUAUGCCCACAGCAUUUGCCCAGAAAAUGGCUUCUAGUGCUAUCAGAGAUAGGUGCCAACGCCCUCCUCAAAUGGAGGUUGUUACUGAUCAUGAGGAGGCUGAAACAGGUCCAGCAUCCAGCUCCUCUGAAAGUGCACUGCAGGUAGAAUCACAAUAUAGAGCAUUGAUUGUGAAUUGGGUUCCCCCUCCCUUACAGACAGACCACCAUAAGUUUGAUGAUCAAGAGUGGCUCUUUCAGAGAACGCAGCCUAGAAGUGACAUGACUUGAGAAAAUAAUGCUAGCAAUGACUUCUGUCAUGGAAGCUACGUCCUAUACCCUUAAGCUAAUUGUUUGCCCCAGUAUGGCUUGUAGCUUUGCCUCAUUUAACACAUUUCUGAAACUGUAAAUGGAAGUAUCUGACCAUGAGUGUAAGAAAUUUUUUUCCUCUGUGGUUACGUUUGUAUUCUUUUUGUCACACCAGGCAGUAAUCAAACUAAGAACAGGCUUACCUGCAUUUCUUCUCUUGGAUGUGAUGUUAUAUAGUUGCAUUUGCUUGAAGUGACUAUAUGAACUUAGGUGUGCUUAAUGGCAGAUAACGACAUUUGGGUUUGUUGCAUAUGGCUUGCAAUAGGGGAUAAGGAUCUUGAUUGUGGAUACAGAUUUCAACCUCAUUGACAUGGUGGAGCUCUCAUCAUACCAUCAGAGAAGAAAAUGCUUGGGCAGACUGGCUAAAUUCAUCCAUUGUUUAUAUAAACCUCGGGUCCACUCACCAAGAGUUCCAACAGGGAUUAGCUGCCGUGUCUUCAGGAGAUUAUUUAUUUGGUCUAAUUUCAUACCUCAACUUGAGUUCAUAGAAUCAGAACAGAAUUCCGUACAGUUUCAUGUUAGUAGAACUUAUUAACAUUAGAACUAGUUAGGUUUGUUUGCUGUUAUAUAUUUUUGCAACAGAGUUUAGUGACUGCCACAUAAUAUGAUAAAAACUUCUUGGCUA